Molecule: messenger RNA, 213 nt
Organism: Saccharomycodes ludwigii
Lineage: Eukaryota; Fungi; Ascomycota; Saccharomycetes; Saccharomycodales; Saccharomycodaceae
Gene: RPC10
Product: DNA-directed RNA polymerase core subunit RPC10
Exons: 1
Coding region: 1-213 (70 amino acids)
Biological process (GO): DNA-templated transcription
Cellular component (GO): RNA polymerase II, core complex; RNA polymerase III complex; RNA polymerase I complex
Molecular function (GO): zinc ion binding; DNA-directed RNA polymerase activity; DNA binding
Source: RefSeq, a predicted model, not a curated record
AUGUCCAGAGAAGGUUUCCAGAUUCCAACAAACUUAGAUGCUGCUGCUACUGGUAGUGCUCAAACUAGACAAGCCACUUUAAAAUAUAUUUGUGCUGAAUGUUCCAGUAAGUUAUCAUUAAGCAAAACAGAUCCAGUUCGUUGUAAAGAUUGCGGUCAUAGAAUUCUAUUAAAGGCUAGAACAAAGAGAAUGGUGCAAUUUGAGGCUCGUUAA